Andrographis paniculata is the source of this 1748-nucleotide messenger RNA. RefSeq names its product laccase-17-like. Gene Ontology annotation, molecular function: hydroquinone:oxygen oxidoreductase activity; copper ion binding. The record is from RefSeq and is a predicted model, not a curated record. Bases 1 to 1740 code for a protein of 579 amino acids. Gene Ontology annotation, cellular component: apoplast. The transcript has 6 exons. Lineage: Eukaryota; Viridiplantae; Streptophyta; Magnoliopsida; Lamiales; Acanthaceae. Gene Ontology annotation, biological process: lignin catabolic process.
AUGAAUUGGCGUCAUAUCUCUUCUCGAACAGCAAUGGCUGCUGCUAUGCUGUUCUUCGUUCUUGCUUUGUCAAUUUUACCUGAGUUAGGAUCUGCCGCGACCAGACACUAUACAUUCAAUAUUGUGCAGCAAAACAUGACACGAUUGUGCAGCACAAAGAGUAUUAUUACAGUAAACGGAAAGUUUCCAGGCCCUAGAGUUGUCACGAGAGAAGGCGAUCGGGUAGUAGUUAAGGUGAUCAACAAAGUGACAAACAAUGUUACUAUCCACUGGCAUGGGGUUCAGCAACUUCGAAGUGGCUGGUAUGACGGGCCGGCAUACAUAACUCAGUGUCCGAUUCAGACAGGGCAGAGCUACACAUACAAUUUCACCAUCACAGGCCAGAAAGGCACACUGUUCUGGCACGCUCACAUAUCAUGGCUCCGAGCAACACUUUACGGACCGAUCAUCAUCCUCCCUAAAAAAAAUGAAAGCUAUCCCUUCAGAAAACCAUACAAGGAAGUUACAAUAUUAUUUGGGGAGUGGUGGAAGGCAGACCCUGAGGCAGUUAUUACCCAGGCUUUGAAUACCGGUGGAGGUCCAAAUGUCUCGGAUGCAUACACUAUUAAUGGACUGCCUGGUCCAUUGUACAAUUGCUCCUCUAAAGAUACAUUCAAACUGAAGGUGAAGCCAGGGAAGACGUACAUGCUCCGGCUAAUAAAUGCUGCGAUGAAUGAUGAACUGUUUUUUAGCAUUGCGAACCAUAGUCUCACCAUCGUGGGAGUUGACGCCACAUAUGUGAAACCAUUUCAGACCAGUGUCUUAUCCAUAGCCCCCGGACAAACCACCGAUGUGCUACUCAAAACCAGACCUCACUACCCUAAUGCCACUUUCCUCAUGGCUGCAAGGCCGUAUUUCACAGGCCAAGGCACCUUUGACAAUUCGACAGUUGCAGGAUUCCUCGAAUAUGAACAAACAUCAGAUCACUUAUUGGAUAAGAACAGGACCGUUUUCACUCCUACCUUACCACCAAUAACAGCCACGGCUUUUGUUGCCAAUUUCACCAAGAAGUUCCGAGGCCUGAAUAAUCCGAAGUACACAGCAGCAAGUGUUCCACAAACAGUGAACAAACGUUAUUUCUUCACUGUGGGGCUCGGAUCAAGCCCGUGUUCACAAAAUGGGACAUGCCAAGGACCUAAUGGGACAAAAUUCGCCGCUUCAUUCAAUAACGUAUCUUUCCCUCUUCCCUUGACAGCUCUAUUACAAGCCCACUAUUUCAGAAACUCCUAUGGAGUGUACAUCCCUGAUUUCCCAAGCAAUCCAUUGAAUCCGUUUAACUACACAGGGACUCCACCCAACAACACUUUGGUGAGCAAUGGAACUCGAGUGGUUAUUCUGCCAUUCAACACUAGUGUCGAACUUGUUCUGCAGGAUACAAGUAUUCUUGGAGCUGAAAGUCACCCUCUGCAUCUACACGGUAAUAAUUUCUUCGUUGUAGGCGAAGGAUUUGGAAACUAUGAUCCGCAGAAUGAUCCAACAAAGUUUAAUCUGGGAGAUCCUGUUGAAAGAAACACGGUCGGGGUUCCAUCCGGUGGCUGGGUUGCCAUAAGAUUCCGAGCUGACAAUCCAGGGGUAUGGUUGAUGCACUGCCACUUCGAUGUUCACACAAGUUGGGGGUUGAGAAUGGCCUGGAUUGUACAGGAUGGACCGCAACCAAACCAAGCACUGCCGCCGCCACCAUCUGAUCUCCCAAAGUGUUGACAACGACC